This is a messenger RNA of Didymella exigua CBS 183.55, 695 nucleotides long. RefSeq lists its product as uncharacterized. Lineage: Eukaryota; Fungi; Ascomycota; Dothideomycetes; Pleosporales; Didymellaceae. The record is from RefSeq and is a predicted model, not a curated record. The transcript is spliced from 3 exons. The coding region runs from base 71 to 406 and encodes 111 amino acids.
CUUUUGCAAGCAACUCAAUCCUCUCCAAGCACCGCACUUAACACUCAUCCGAUUGUCAAAGCUUCCUACAAUGCACUUCAUUUUCGCUCUUCUCCCGUUUGUUCUUUCAGCUGUGGUUGCCAAGGACCACAAGCAAUGCGACUGUCAGAUUCAGAAUCAAGACGGAAGUUGGCACUAUGACUGGCAGUUGACUUUCAAUACCUGCCAGAACACCUUCUCUGAUAUUGCCAAAUACGAUCCAGGUGCCGGUCGUUGCGUUGCCCAAUCUGGAAAACGAAUUGAUGGUGAUACCUGGUUCCACGACUGCGCGUUCCAAGCCAAGAGCGGAUAUUACCCUGUUUCAGGCGGAGCGAUCGAUACAACCGCAACGCCUAUGACUGGUACUGGAGGUUCCACCUGCGACUAGUCUGGCGUAUAACGCGACUAUCUUGGUGGUUAUAUGGAUGAUAAAGAGAAGCAUUCUUAGCUGAACAGCAGGAGAAGGCGGAAGUUUGUUCCAUAUCCAGCUUGCUCAGUCAACGCUCCACAAAAAGCGCAUAACUUGAGUGUAUAGCGAGUGGACCGGCUAAGCGAGUGGACCGCCUCAACAAGCUAUUAGGCCUUCUACACUUAAUUACUCAACACUACAACGUUGUACUGUAGCUAACAGUACAUAUUCUUAAUCACUAACGUCUAUUACAUCUUUUUCACACGUG